GUGAGCUAACCUUCUGCACUCCAAUAUACCGUGCCCAUUCCCGAGCAAAGCACUGUCGUUUCUGUUGUAAAGAAACAAGUGGAUCUCUGUGAUCAGGACCACGAGACAGCUAUGGAAGAACUUACAGCGUUCGUGUCCAAAUCGUUCGACCAGAAAACCAAGGAGAGCAGUAAGAAGGAGAGUAUCACGUACAGGGAAGUUUUGGAGAGUGGUUUAGCGCGAGCCAGGGAGCUGGGGAAUUCAGAGACAAACCUUCAGGACAUAAGUGAAACCAGCAACCACUGCCCAGUACACCUUUUCAAAGAGCACGUGGAGUUAGAAAAGGAAAAAAUGAAAGAGUUUAACGUAUCAAGGGCUUCUGAAGGAAUCUAUGAGUGCAAAGAAAAAAAAGAGGAAGUGAAAUCAGAAGAUGAGGAUGGACAGAGCAAGCUGAAACAGAGACGGAGUAGGACCAAUUUUACUUUGGAACAGCUGAAUGAACUGGAGAGACUCUUUGAUGAAACGCACUAUCCAGACGCUUUCAUGCGAGAGGAGUUGAGUCAGAGACUGGGGCUGUCCGAAGCUCGGGUUCAGGUUUGGUUUCAAAACAGAAGAGCUAAAUGUCGAAAACAAGAAAACCAAAUGCAUAAAGGUGUUAUUCUGGGGCCAGCAAGCCAUUUAGAUGCCUGCAGAGUUGCUCCUUAUGUGAAUAUGGGUGCAUUAAGGAUGCCUUUUCAACAGGUUCAAGCUCAAUUGCAGUUGGAAGGAGUUGCACAUGCCCAUCACCACCUCCACCCUCACCUCGCUGCUCACGCCCCUUACCUGAUGUUCCCUCCCCCGCCCUUUGGACUACCAAUCACCUCACUGGCUGAGUCAGCCUCUGCUGCAGCAGCUGUAGCUGCUGCCGCCAAGAGCAACAGCAAGAACUCCAGCAUUGCUGACCUCAGGCUCAAAGCAAGAAAACAUGCUGAGGCGCUGGGACUCUGACCUCCAGUCUUCUUUGUCGGCCUGGACUUUAAUAAUUGCUCCUCACACAACUUUUUAACAAUACUUUAGCUGUGAAAAGGCCAGGACACAAAAAUACUCAAAAUUGUCAGAGAACCAGCUGCCAAAACACAACCACUUUUUGAGAUGAUAAUUAAAAACCAAUGAAUUCCUGCUUCCUUCUUCAGCCAAGAUCUUGGUGAAGGGAUACAAAGAUACAGCCUGUUGGAACUUCAGUAUUGUGGUCAAUUUACUUUUAAAGCCAGUGGAGCUUACAAAACAUCUGGAUAUUGUCCUCAAACAGAAUAGGAAGGGUGCUUUUUUGGAAAAAAAAAAUGUCAUUAACAUUUAUUAUCAGCAACCUGUGUGACUAAAUGACGCUGAGGCCUUGGAUAUUCAACCUUGCAAAAAUGACCCUCUCUUGCCCAGUGCAUGUUUAACUGAAACUGUUAACUCUUUGGGGCUGGCCUCCAUUGUGUUGCCAACGUUAUUAUUUCACUACCACAAUAAUCUUCCACCGUUUGAAUCUACUGCGAAGAGGUUGUUCUUUGAUUUAGUAUGGACCCUUAGGGAGCAGUUGUAGCAAUCAAAUAUUAUCUCCAUUCAGCUUUUUUUUUUUUUUUUGAAGGAAUUACAGCAUUGUUCAGUUACAACAUUUCUGCAGAUUUUAUAGUGGCAAGAUCAAUAUAGUUGUUUCUCUUUGUUAAUUAACAAAAUGUUAUGACUUGGGAAUGAAGUGCCACUGCACUUCAUAACAUGUUUCUAAUUGUUUACAAUCAGUGUUACAAGCAAAUGCUACUUACAAAAAAAAAAAGAAAAACAGAAUGGGUUUAACUUGUAAACCCAUUCCUGUGUAAUA
This is a messenger RNA of Acipenser ruthenus (sterlet), 1822 nucleotides long. RefSeq names its product short stature homeobox protein. Lineage: Eukaryota; Metazoa; Chordata; Actinopteri; Acipenseriformes; Acipenseridae. Bases 112 to 966 code for a protein of 284 amino acids. Gene Ontology annotation, cellular component: nucleus. Gene Ontology annotation, biological process: regulation of transcription by RNA polymerase II. The record is from RefSeq and is a predicted model, not a curated record. Gene Ontology annotation, molecular function: DNA-binding transcription factor activity, RNA polymerase II-specific; sequence-specific double-stranded DNA binding. The transcript has 5 exons.